Lachancea thermotolerans CBS 6340 is the source of this 900-nucleotide messenger RNA. It is a transcript of the gene CSI2, whose product is annotated as Csi2p. The transcript has a single exon. Gene Ontology annotation, cellular component: cellular bud neck; fungal-type vacuole. NCBI's taxonomy places the organism in Eukaryota, Fungi, Ascomycota, Saccharomycetes, Saccharomycetales, Saccharomycetaceae. The coding region runs from base 1 to 900 and encodes 299 amino acids. The record is from RefSeq and is a predicted model, not a curated record.
AUGAAGGUACAUCAGGUUUUUGUUACGCUGUGCGCAAUCAUCAGCUUAGCUUCAGCCACAGCAGAGUUCAAUAGAGCGUUCAGCUCCCUUAGAAAGCGUGCUCUGCCGAGUCUCACGGCUAGCACUACUGCAUCUUCUACAAGAAAUUCUAGCUUACCUGCGAUAACAUCUUCGGCAGCGGCUGAUUCCGCAAGUCUUUCUUCGAGCAAUUCAACAACCUCGGCAUCGAACACAACAUCAUCCUACAUUCCAACAUUCACGCCCCAAGUACCCGAUUCUACAGGCAAUCAUUACAUUUUCCGCACCAAGUAUCAUAAUGGCACAGUUUUCGUUGCUGUAGGUGCAACCAUGGGUGCUAUCGUGUCAGCGUUCGGAUUAGCCUGGCUCAUCCUUGCAGCCAAAGCUUGGAGCAGUGCGCGCAGAGAACACCGCAUACAUUCCCUGCGAAGCCGUUAUCAGUCUGAUCCCUUCCUCUUCCACUCUGGAGAUGCGGACUCUAAUUAUUCAAAUGGUUCUGAUAGCAGUGAUAUCUCAGAGCAGGUGCUCAAGACAAGGGCAACUACACGUCCUAGUAUUUACUCAUUAGGAUCCCACUCAACAAUAGAUCUACUCCAAAGAUGCGCGCAAGAUGGGCCCCUGAUAUCCGAGGCCAAUAAAGAGUCGAUGUUUAUAUCUCCCACUGCGGUAAUCAAGAACACUGCUAAUAACAAAAGCGCGUUAUCUCAAGGCACUCCAACUUCGGACACCUUUAACACCACACCCGUGCAGGGCGCAGAUGUGGUGAACUUUUAUGGCUCUUACUAUCAUCCAUCGCACGCGGCAGAGGCGCAAGCUCACGAAACGGGAAGAACAAGACCCCCCAGUGUUCAUCUUGAGAAAAUGUUUGACGAAAAUAGAUAA